This is a messenger RNA of Carassius auratus (goldfish), 3849 nucleotides long. RefSeq names its product lysine-specific demethylase phf2-like. The transcript has 17 exons. The coding region runs from base 531 to 2882 and encodes 783 amino acids. The record is from RefSeq and is a predicted model, not a curated record. Lineage: Eukaryota; Metazoa; Chordata; Actinopteri; Cypriniformes; Cyprinidae.
UACAGAUUAUAAUGAGCCCCUUGUCGAAAUUUAAACUAACCCUCUGUUCUUUUAAUCCUCUCACUUCUAUAACUGCGCGAGACCUUAUUAACGUGUCAUAGACUCUGCUGCAGCUGCUUCUACGGUUCGCUGGAGAUCCCUGGCGGUGGCUUUUCGUCUUUCUGUCGUCCCGGGAAACCCUGAGAAGCAGCCGCAGCCUUUAAUGAACUCCAUUCAUCUGGACCAGCAGGACCGAGGCGAUUUUUUCCCCCGUCUUGCAGACUGACGUAACAAUAUUACAAUGAAAGGAUGCAUUUUCUUGGGCUUUAUGAAAGUCUCGGCGCUCGUAUAGUCACCAGGGGGCAUGCACACGUCAAUGCAGCGCGGGAAACAUUUUAACAUCGUAAGAUUGUAACGUCGGGUCGGAGGAACGUUCGAAUGGACGCAGGAGCAGCUCCGCGGCUCUUCAUAUCGCUGUAGUUUGUGUCACGGGAGGUUCCUGCUGCCCCCAUCCAUCCAUCUCUCCGGCUGUUGUUGUGAAUUGAUCUAACAUGGCGACUGCACCCGUCUAUUGCAUCUGCAGAUUACCUUACGACGUAACCCAGUUUAUGAUCGAAUGCGACGCCUGCAAAGACUGGUUUCACGGAAGCUGUGUGGGAGUGGAUGAAGAUGAAGCACCAGACAUUGACAUCUAUCACUGUCCUAACUGUGAAAAGACCCACGGCAAAUCCACCUUGAAAAAGAAAAAGAACUGGAAUAAGCAAGACACGGGACAAAGCGGAGAUGUCAGACCGGUUCAGAACGGCAGUCAAGUGUUCAUAAAAGAGCUGCGCAGCAGGACAUUCCCCAGUUCAGAAGAUGUGGUGGUCAAGCUGUCUGGAAGUCAGCUGACGUUGGACUACCUUGAGGAGAAUGGGUUCAAUGAGCCAAUUCUCAUCCAGAAGAAAGAUGGACUGGGGAUGGCUAUACCUGCACCCACGUUCUACGUCAGCGACGUGGAAAACUAUGUUGGACCUGAUGUUCUUGUGGAUGUUGUUGAUGUAACCAAACAGACACAAAGCAAAAUGAAGUUAAAAGAGUUUGUUGAUUUUUACUACAGCACAAACAGAAAGAAAGUAUUAAAUGUGAUCAACCUAGAGUUUUCAGACACAAGAAUGGCCAGUGUUGUUGAGAGUCCGCAGAUAGUUCGGACGUUGUCCUGGGUGGAGAAUUACUGGCCCGACGAUGCAUUGUUGGGGAAGCCUAAAGUGUCCAAAUACUGUCUCAUCUGUGUGAAAGACAGCUACACAGACUUCCACAUUGAGUGUGGAGGUGCCUCUGUGUGGUAUCACGUACUUAAGGGAGAGAAAAUCUUCUUUCUGAUCAAGCCCACUUCUGCCAAUCUUUCUCUGUACGAGCGCUGGAGGUCCUCCUCCAACCACAGCGAGAUGUUUUUUGCUGAUCAAGUGGACAAGUGUUACAAGUGCACACUGAAACAAGGGCAAACUCUUUUCAUUCCAUCAGGUUGGAUUAAUGCAGUACUCACGCCUGUAGACUGCUUAGCCUUCUCUGGGCAUUUUGUCCACAGUCUGAGCGUGGAGAUGCAAAUGAGAGCAUAUGAGGUAGAAAAAAGACUCAAAGUUGCCAGCCUCACUCCAUUUCCAAACUUCGAAACAGCAUGUUGGUAUGUGGGAAAAUACUACCUGGAGCGGUUUAAAGGUUUACAUAAAGCAAACAAGCAGCCACCACCUUACUUGGUACAUGGUGCCAAAAUUGUCAAUGGAGCAUUCAGAUCAUGGACUAAAAAACAGGCUCUUUUAGAACAUGAGGAUGAGCUUCCUGAAAACAUGAAGCCAGCACAGCUCAUCAAAGACCUUGCCAAAGAGAUUCGGAUUUCAGAGAAUGCAACAAAAGCCAUAAAGAAUGAACCCAGCAAUUCGAAGCCCCCGGCAGAGGAACCCCCAUCUGCUCCGUCAGAACCAGAGGAACCCAUGUCACCUGCCCACAUCUCCACCCCCACAAGAGAAAAGCCAGCCAGGAAGAAAGCCACAAAGCCACCCAAACCACCCAAAAUGCCUAAGGCACCCAAACCGCCGAAGGAACCCAAAAUAAAAGAAGGUGGCAAAAAGAAAGCGAAGAAAGCUAAAGAAAGUAUUUUACCUGAGAAAAAGCCCUCAAGUCUGGCAGCUCUUGAAUCCCAUGCAAAGGACAUCCUGAACAAGAUGGACCAGCCCAAAAAACUGGUAAAGACUGGGAUGAGUAUUAUGGAGAAGGAGACGAGUAAACCAAAUGACGUUGAUAAGUUCAAGAUGAUUCGAGAGCAUAAUAAGAACAAGACGGAGGCCAAAUGGAAAUAUAAGAACAGCAAACCCGAUUCUUUAUUGAAAAUGGAAGAAGAGCACAAGUUUGACAAAAGUCUACUCAGCCACAAAGACAAUAAAUUUGCAUUUUCAUUAUCAAAUAAGAAGUUGUUAGGAUCAAAGAUGCUCAAGACCCAGACCAAUUCGAGUGUUUUUGGCUCAAUACAGAACAUUAAGGAAGAAAAACCCAAGCCUGUGAGAGACGAGUAUGAGUAUGUCUCGGAUGAAGGAGAGCUUAAGAUCGACGAAUUCCCAAUCAGGAGGAAAAAGAACGCAGCCAAGAGAGACUUCUCCUUUUUAUCAAACAUCAAAGAGCCCAUUCAGCCAGCCAAAAAGCCAAAGCUACAACAGUCGGACAUGAAGAGUCCAGAUUCAUCAGAUGAGGAAUCGCUCCAUAUAGACACAGAGGCCAAGACAGAGGUCAAAGGUCGUAACUCCAAGGUCUCUAAGAAUAAAGGGGGCAGUUCAGCUGGGAUUCUGGAUCUCCUACAGGCCAGCAAACAAGUGGGCGGCAUUGACUACAGCAACAACAGGUACACACGACUGUUUGCCAUAUGCGUAUGAAAAGCUAGGCUUAGCCUAGUUUGUUAAUAAGGAUUAAUAGGAAAUUGUAUUGUUAUUUUAGUUUUGCUUUAGUAUUUUUAGCAGCAGAACUUUAAAGAGUGCAACAUCUGUGAAAUUUAGCAUGAUAUACUUUGGUAUGCUGUGACAGUCGGCAUCGUAAAAAGUUUCCAAGAAAUUUCAUCCCUCUAGAGCAGCACUUAAAAUUACAUUUUAUAAUAUAAUACAAACCUUCUGUUUUUUUUUUUUUUAUAGAUUUAUGCAAUAAAAUGUUUCAAAUAUUUAGCCCAUAUAUUUGUUGACUUGAAUAUCUGUCAAUUUUGCAUUCAAGCUUAUGUUUUUAAAAUGUUUUAAAUGCAAUACACAUGUAGACAGACAUUGCUGGCCCUUGCACUGCAUCUAACUGUUUGUUUCAAGUUUAAACAGUUUAAAAAUACAUGGCUUUAGACCUUGCAUUCGGUUCCACAUUGUUAUACUCCAUCUAGCACAAGAAUGUGUCUUGUGUGAAAAAUCUUGACUAGUUUCUGAUGUACAUGACCUUGAAGUAGUGGUCAUGUAACAAGGGUUCCUAAAGCGACUUGUUGUUUAGAAAAUCCAUCGACUGGUCGGUUUUGCACAUCCUUAGUUCGUACAUUUUCAUGAUUCAUGGGGUAUGUUUGUACAUCACACACGCUAAUGUGAUGGAGUAUGUAGUAUGGAUAUGUUUUGUCUUUGGCAGAGGCCCAUAGGGAACACUGAAUUUAUGAUGAAGCCUGUUCUUGACCCUUAAAGAACUGAAACACAUCAUAUUUCUAGCUUAAUUCUUAGUUCUUAAACUUCACAAUGUAAACACAUCGAGCACAGGCAUUUCUUCAUCUGUCGAACAAUGGCAAAAGUAAUAGAUUGCACCGUUCUUUAUAAGCGGUUUACAUGUGCUGGCAUUAUUUGUUUAAUCCCUCUGCACUAUUAAUUUGUCAAAUACAGCAAAAGC